This is a messenger RNA of Akanthomyces muscarius, 720 nucleotides long. RefSeq lists its product as uncharacterized. The transcript is spliced from 5 exons. Lineage: Eukaryota; Fungi; Ascomycota; Sordariomycetes; Hypocreales; Cordycipitaceae. The record is from RefSeq and is a predicted model, not a curated record. The coding region runs from base 1 to 720 and encodes 239 amino acids.
AUGGCACCGAUUUCAAAUGGACUACAGGCGCAGCUACGAUCUGCCGUGACCGCUGACACUACACACGGCAGAUCUCCUUCGAGUACGCUGACCACCGUAUUCCCUGCCCAUGUAACGGUGCGCUCCAUGGCCAGGGCCAUCCUGCAACGCUUUAUCGUUGAUCGGGUGAGCUCUAGCUCGGCGGCACCGCCGCCGCAGCCGCAGCAGCCUGGAAGGCUUACUCGCCAAGACGUCGAAGCGAUGUCAGUCAUUGAAUAUGUAUCCAGCAUUCCGUCUCCGCCAUUGAAGGGUCAAGACCUCGAUACUUCAUACCAAGGUCAUGCAGCCUGUGCUAUUUGCACGGAGAAGCUCGUCACAGGCGCCGUCCUGCGCAGGUUGCAUUGUCGACACCAAUUUCACGCAAAGUGCAUCGAUCUAUGGCUUCUUGAGCACUCUGGCACCUGUCCUCUUUGUCGCGCUAAUUUGGCUGAACUGGCCCAGCCUGCUAAGAGCCGACGGAACAUGCUGCCAAGGCUUCCCCGGAUGCUACGAGUUCGUGCCGACGAGAACCCUCGAGAAAGCCGUCAAGAUAGCCGUGCUCUAUCGGUUUGGCGGGCGCAGAUGCUCGAAAUGACCAGAAUUCAGACAGUGCAAUCGCCCGGCCCUGGUACAGCAUGGGAAGGCACGAUUCCCCGGGUAUCGCUUCCUGACCUUUCCACCUUGGCGCCAACAUGCUCGUAG